Rhododendron vialii is the source of this 1306-nucleotide messenger RNA. Its product is annotated as protein MIZU-KUSSEI 1. Lineage: Eukaryota; Viridiplantae; Streptophyta; Magnoliopsida; Ericales; Ericaceae. Bases 347 to 1147 code for a protein of 266 amino acids. The record is from RefSeq and is a predicted model, not a curated record. The transcript has a single exon. Gene Ontology annotation, biological process: hydrotropism.
AGUUCUGUUGUUGUAUAAUCUCUCUCUCUCUCUCUCUCUCUCUCUCUCUCUCUCUCUCUCUCUCUCUCUCAUGUGUCUACACGCUUCCUAUCUCAUUUUUUCAUGUCGUUAGGUAGGGCUGCUCACCUUCCUUUCGUGAGGGCUUUCUCUUUUCCAGACCCACAGUCGCAUAGAGCUGAAAAUAAAUAAAAAAGUUACAACCCAAAAAAUCAGCUCAUACAAGCACUAUAUAGAAUAGAACUUGACCGAAUCACUCAGACUCUAUCCUUUGUUCUCAUUCCUAUCUCUCUGAUACCCAUCCUCUUAGGAGUCUAAUUCCUCUUCAUUUGUUUUGGCUGUUUCUCAAAUGAGGGCAAUCACAGCAAAAUCCCCUCAUGACUCUUCAUUCUCAUUCUCUAGGAGGUACUUCAGUUGGAAGAGGAAGGUGGAAGACGAAGAUGACAAUGAUGAGGAAAUCCUAACUUUCAGCUCCUCCUCCCAUGCUUGUGAUCAGGAGGAGCUAAAGGUUCGCCAGCUCGACUUCCCAGUGCCAGCACUAACUACUGUAGCGAAGGCACCGGUGAAGAAGAAGAAACUGGCUAAGUUGCGAUGGGCUCUUGCUGUUUUUGGCAGCAAGAACCGAUCGCAACGCCACGCUGCGGGUCUGGGCACCCGAGUGGUGGGGACCCUGUUUGGUUACAGGAGGGGGCACGUCCAUUUCGCGUUCCAGGAGGAUCCCAAGUUGAAUCCCGCCUUUCUUGUCGAAAUUGCGAUGCCGACGAGUGUUCUCGUUAGGGAAAUGGCAUCCGGGCUAGUCCGAAUCGCGCUCGAGUGCGAGAAGAAGAAAACAGAGAAGAAAGUGGGGAAAUUGCUUGAGGAGCCCAUCUGGAGGGCAUAUUGCAAUGGGAAGAAAUGUGGGUACGCAAUGAGGCAUGACUGUGGGCCCGAUGAGUGGAAGGUGUUGAACGCGGUCGGGCCGGUUUCGAUGGGCGCCGGAGUGUUGCCGGGUUGUGGCGAUGGGUCCGGGUCCGGGUCGGAGGGCGAGCUCAUGUACAUGAGAGCUAAGUUUGAGAGAGUUGUGGGGUCAAAAGAUUCGGAAGCUUUCUACAUGAUGAACCCUGAUGGCCAUGGGGGUCCUGAACUCAGCGUUUACUUGAUUAGGGUUUAGUUCUGGUCACUUGCCAUGUCCAAUUUGAGCUUCAAGUUUUGAUGUUUUCAUCAAUAAAAGGUUCAUUCUCUCCAUAAAAGCUAUGCCUUUCUUUUCUUUAAAAUGUCUUUGUUUUCAUUAAUGGUGAAUGGGAAAAUCAUUGUUCCUUUUUUCUUUUUC